GUUGCCGUGUCGGUCGUAAGUUGGCAGGAGCGUCAAAGUAAUCUUAGAAGCACGCGUUUUCUCCUCGCCCGUGUCUGAUCCUCCUUUUAGAGAUCUUUAUCUCAGUUUCAGGUGUCAAUUCCUGUGAGUCAAUGGAUAUCUCGUUGUCCGAAAAGGUAAGUUGUUGAAAACUAUUGAAUAUAAAGAAAUGAAGGAGUCUUUGGUACCCACCAAGUUCAAAGUCCUUCACUUGCAUCGAUCCCUGAUUUCACCCUCAAUUACUACUCACAACUUCAUCAAACAUGAACGGUCGUACAUACAGCGCUCCUUCCCCGGUCACGCCACCGACACCGAUGCCAGAUUUUGAGGACACAGAGAACGUCGACCUGUACAUACAAGACAGGCACGUUAUUGGAUACGAUCCUCUAGUCCAACCAGCAUUGUUGAGACAUGAGAUAGUGGCCUCGGCCUCAUCUCGAAAGACGAUAGCUUCGGCACGACAUGCUGCAGCGCAAAUCAUCGGCGGGCACUCAGAUCGUCUUCUGGUAGUCGUGGGUCCCUGCUCGAUUCAUUGCCCAGAACAGGCCAUCGAGUACGCGCGCCUCCUCAAGGAAAACAUUCCCAAUUGGUCGAACCUUCUCAUCGUCAUGAGAGCAUAUUUUGAGAAACCUCGUACCACUGUGGGAUGGAAAGGGCUCAUCAACGACCCCAACUUGGACGGUUCUUUCAGGAUCAACAAAGGCCUACGCAUCGCGCGCCAGCUCUUGUGUGAUAUUACAGAUAUGGGCGUACCGGUUGCGACUGAGCUACUGGACACCAUCUCGCCGCAGUACAUUGGAGACAUGUUGACGUGGGGCGCCAUCGGAGCUCGGACAACAGAGAGCCAGCUUCAUCGCGAAUUAGCAAGCGGCGUUUCCUUCCCAAUUGGAUUCAAGAACGGUACUGAUGGAGGUGUUACUGUCGCUGUGGACGCCAUGAAGUCGGCAUCUAAUCCUCAUGCUUUCAUGGGUGUAACUGAACAAGGACUUGCGUCUAUCGUUAAAACCUGCGGAAACCGGGAUGUACAUGUUAUUUUGAGAGGCGGCAGUAAAGGUCCAAAUUACUCCAGCGAGCACAUACAGGCUGCCGUGAAGCAAAUUGGCGCUAGCCGAAAGUGGCCUAGCAUCAUGAUCGACUGCUCUCACGGAAACUCGCAGAAAAAUCAUAACAAUCAACCGCUGGUCGUCAAAGACAUCUGCGAGCAGCUGCGCUCUGGAAGCCGACACAUUACUGGAGUUAUGAUUGAGUCGCAUAUCAACGAAGGUCGACAGGACAUACCGGAGGGAGGUCCUGGAGAGCUCAAGUACGGCGUCAGCAUUACUGAUGCUUGCAUCAACUGGGAAUCAACGGUGGUGAUGCUGAAUCAAUUGAACGAGGCCGUUCAGCAGAGGCGGAAUGCCAUCAUUGAAGCUGGACUGGUCAAGUCUUUCCAGUGAUAGUUUUAUUAUAUUUCAGAGAAUUGGAGAGGCCGUUGAACAUUUCUCCGUUUGCUGUCGAUUCAGCAUGUAUGAUCACCGUAUAGACAA
Molecule: messenger RNA, 1544 nt
Organism: Desarmillaria tabescens
Lineage: Eukaryota; Fungi; Basidiomycota; Agaricomycetes; Agaricales; Physalacriaceae
Product: 3-deoxy-7-phosphoheptulonate synthase
Exons: 13
Coding region: 282-1454 (390 amino acids)
Biological process (GO): aromatic amino acid biosynthetic process
Cellular component (GO): cytoplasm
Molecular function (GO): 3-deoxy-7-phosphoheptulonate synthase activity
Source: RefSeq, a predicted model, not a curated record